Molecule: messenger RNA, 9349 nt
Organism: Pomacea canaliculata
Lineage: Eukaryota; Metazoa; Mollusca; Gastropoda; Architaenioglossa; Ampullariidae
Product: START domain-containing protein 10-like
Exons: 5
Coding region: 165-965 (266 amino acids)
Molecular function (GO): lipid binding
Source: RefSeq, a predicted model, not a curated record
AACCGUUUUUUGGGUUCGGCGUGGCCGCUUUUCGAUAAAGCUAGCGAUUGACGAGGCAACAACCGCAAACAGUGACAGCAAAGGGCGAAAGAAAAGAAAUUUCCUUGUCUCAUGUAAAGUGAACUGUACUGAAUUAAUUUAAACAUAACCCAUAGACGGAUAAAAUGUCUAUUUCAGUAGGGGUUGUGAAAAUUGCUGAAGAUGCGGAUUUUAAACACUUCAAGGAAAUGUGUGAAUCAACCGAAGGAUGGAGACUAGAAGUCAACAAACAUAAGACGAUGGUUUGGACCAAAGUCAAUGAUUUGUCAAGCUUCAACAUGGUUAAGGUCAGAACGGUAUUUGAUGAUGUUUCUGCUGCAACAUUGUAUGAUGUCAUCCAUGAUCCUGUUUACCGAAAGACUUGGGACAACUCCAUGGUGGAGGGCUGUGAGCUUUGUGUCAUCAAUCCCAACAAUGAUAUUGGAUAUUAUGCAAUCAAAGCACCUCCUCCAUUGAAAAACAGAGAUUUUGUCACACAGAGAUCAUGGCUAGACACAGGAGAUGAAAAAAUCAUCUUUAACCACUCUGUCAACCAUGUAAAGCGAUUGCCCAAAAAAGGUGUCAUUAGAGGAGUGUCUUUUCUGACUGGGUACUACAUCCGUCGCAUCAAUGACAAGUCUUGUCAGUUAACCUAUGUUUCACAGUCAGAUCCUAAAGGCAGUCUACCUGCUUGGGCAAUUAACAAGCUAACCAAAAUUUUGGCACCAAAAGUUAUCUCCCGGAUCCAUAAAGCUUCACAAAAGUACCCAUCUUGGAAGAGCAAGAACCGCCCAGAAUACAAGCCCUGGCUGAACCCUGAGCAAAUGAAGAAUGACCUUCCACCUUUUAAUCCAGCUGAUGUUAGGCCUAUGACAUCUUCAGCCUCCAUGGAAUCUCUUGAGGAUGGUGACGUAUGUGAAGAAGAUAUUAAGGAUGACGAUUUAUGAAAUAUUUCCCUAGUGCUGCGCUGUUAACUUAUGUUGAAUUCCACACCUACAGAAAUGUGAGGAUGCGAGAGUGAGCUAAUUAUGUGGACUGAAGAGAAAGUGUGCUUUUAUUUGUCAAAUUUUCUUUUAACGAUGUUUUUAGGAAGGAGGUUAACAAAGUAUUUAUUGUCCGUUGUUACUGGGAAAGACAAUACAUAAUUAAAAACUAACUAAAUUAAACUAAAAACUUUUUGUUAAUUUCUUAAAGAAAGGUUAACACAUUUUUGGUAAAAGCCACUAUAUUUUAAUGCUAAAUCCUAUAGAAGAUACUUUAUUGCCUUGUUAUCUCUAGUGUACAGAAGUCAGUUCCCCCACUUCCAUAAAGAUAGAAUUUCAGGAAAAUAGUGAAUGCUGUUUGAUGUUAUUCUUUACAGAACUGGGAUUUCUAUGUGAUAAAGACACAAAGUGUUUUUGUUCCUUGUGUUGGUAUGAUCAUAUUGUAUGAGAUUUUCUUUGAAAGAGUUCUUGGUAUCAGAUGAUGAAUCCAUGAUUGUGGUACCAUUUCAGUGUUGGUUGCAAGACUCUGCCCUUGACCCCCUCCCCCCAAAAACAAAACAAAAAAAUCCAUGAGGUUUUCAUUUUUGAUGAUAGGGUUGUUAAUAGCUUAGACAGUGAGUGUUUCAGUUUUGGAGCAAGAAGACUGUCAGCCUGAAAGUUUGGUCCUCAUUUUCCUUUGUCAAGAUUCAACAGAUCAUUAGGUUGUUGGUGCACUAGAGGCUGCAGGUUGUUCUGUAGAGUGUGAACUUUGAGGUAGACCCUGAAAUGAUUUAGUCAAAGUACAGUAUGAUAAUACAAAAUAUUUCAGUGAUGAGCUAGUGAAGCAGGUAGGAGUCAGUCCUGCUGCAUCAGCUGGUGUGGAUGGAGGUGUUAGAAGAGAUUCUGAUGAAUUUUAACGUAUGUAAAUGUUAACCAAAGUCAGAUAUGAAAUUCCGUGCAGAGUUACUGGCAUGUUAUUGGAGCAUAUCACACUAGCUGGUUGUUACAAAAAUCUGUUGUUGAAAUGAAGAUUUUCUGGCAAAACACGUGAAUUGACCUUAGAGCCACAUUAUGGUUCAGUACAGGCAGCAGUGUAAGCUAGAACAUUUACCACAUGCUAGACUGGUGGCGCCACUAUAACAAGCCUACUUUUGUGACACUGGAGAAAGUGAGAUUUUGAUGGCUUUCUGAAAGGCAUGGCUAUUUAGAGAAAUAAUUAUUUUAAAGCCCACCGUACAAGCAGUGGAUUUGAAAGAACUUAAGUGCUGAGUUUGUUUUCAAAUGGAAAAACAUUUAUGAAAUAUGCAUGUGUCAGGGGGUAGAAGUUUUAAAGUAAAGUUUAACUCUUCUGAUUCAAGAAAAGCAGUUAAGCAGAUUAUUAUUUAUGGGUAGUUGGUGAAAGAUACAAGUAAUACUUGAUGUAUGUGUGAACAUCAAGUGAAAGGGGCACCAGUGUCGAGCAAAUCAAGUAGCAUCAGCAUUAGAACUGGUGUGCUUUUAAAUCAUACAUUCACAAAGUACAGCUGACAUAACCUUGCUUAAGUCCUCUUCUAUUUUGGGGGUACCUUGUUCAAUGGUUAGAGGGAGGAUCGUCUAGAUCAUAUGUAUUGCUUCAGUCUAAAACUAUCAAAAAUGUAAUAAUUGAUCUCAGCUGACUGUGAGGGAAAAUGUUACAUCAAACUGUAGAAAAACCAAGUUAACAGGAAGCAUUUUAACUGUAGUCUUCUUUAAUAUUAUUUUAUUUAUUAUAAUAUUAUCUGACUUAUUUGUAACAUAAUUUUUUAAACUGGCAAGUACGAACAAUACAUAUCUAUAGGGUCGGAAUGGUGUCUGCAUGCAUAUUUGUAUAUAUGAAUAUGUAUUGUUGUGCAUGUUUAUAUGUAUGUAAGUGAGUAAACAACAGAGAAGAGAGAAUAGGAGAAGUGUUGGAAUGAAAAAGAAAACAUUUUCAUCUUCGAAUUGCAAAGAUUGAUUUUUAAAAAUUGCUUUUAAUGUGUGCAGAAAACGUAGUUUUGUUGAAAACAUUGUAGUAUCUGCAUACACAUGGGACCAGGUACAAACUAGCAUGCCUAGAAAUUGUAAACAAGAGGAAAAGGCAGUAUUAAGAAAUCUAGAUUUAACAAACAAUCACACACGUGAAACGCACAUCUGCAACACAUAUGCAUGCAUGUGUAGUACUGCCUACUUCUCACAGUCUUCCUCUUAAAGGCCUUUACUAUUUGUUAAAGUUGUAUAAACAUGCAUAAAUGACCAUUUACUUGUCGAUGUGAUCUUUCUAAUGUGUUUUUGCUUUCUUUUUAGAUUAGUCUGAUUUCCGAAUAUUUUCCUCUUUUUUUCUUUGGUAGAAUUUGUGUGUGUGUGUUUUUUUUUUAAAGACUGGUACUUAUAUAUUUAUUGUGCUUAGGCUGAUUGUAUCAUUAACUUUUAUCCUGUAUCACUGGCUUUAGGGAUUUUCCAUGGACUUAAGGUCUCAUUAAUCCAACUCAUUUUCUUGUUCAUGACUAGUAUUGUCUCAUGCAGUUUUGCUUGCUUUAUGCACCUGCUUUCUUUUUGUGAUUAUUUGAACUGAAGUGGGUUGGAUAGGAUGAGUGUAGCACUUGAGGUUCUCUUGUCUCUUUCCCCUUCUCCUAAGAAAAUAAUCUGCCCUAAUAUGUUAAGAAAUUAGUAGCCAGCAAUACAGCUUGAAUAAAGUGGAACACAGAAGCAUUUCUCAUGACUGGUUUGCUUGGUUUUGUAAAGAAGCUUAAAUGUUUCCAAAGUUGCAUUUAAUAUUUUAAUUUUGCAUUGUGCAGGGUAGUUGUAAUGAAGGAUCAAUUUCUUGUAUGAAGCAUAGAUCAUUUGACUUUUUCGUUGAGGUCAGUGUUUCUAAUUUAAAAAAAAAAGUUUUUUAUUGUGUUGCUUUUUGUAAGAUUUUUGAUUUUUUUAAUGUAUGACUUCUAUAUUUGUUGAUAAGAAAAACACUUAUAGGAGCUUGAACAGUAGGAAAGUUGUCAGCUUAUUUUAUUGCAGUCAUUAUUCCCUUUUAAUUGUUUUGUUUGCUUAUAAAUAUAAUCAGAUGAUCUCAAAAUUCAAAAUAAUAGACAAUACUUUUUUAUGAAGUGUAAAAAAUAUCCCAUGAGACCCUUUAUCAACCAUCUGACCCAGAUAAUGUUUCUUCUGAAAUCACGGCUGGUUUUGUGCAAGCAGUGCAGCUACCUGUAAACUGUCAUUUUACAGCCCUUUCUUAUUUGGAUUGUAAAGCACCUUGAGUCUGGCAGAUGCUGGAGAAAGAUGCUAUACAAAUAUACUCAUUAUUAUUUUUUUUCCUCGACUCCAUCUCUUCAUUAUAUCUGAACGUAGAGAGCAAUAUAAGUACACAACAUCAGAAGCAUAAUUGUAUGGAAUCGAAGAGUUUUACAAGGAUUUUGGCUUUCUAAUCUCUUACGUUUGAGUAAUCAGUUAAUGGAAAUAUUAUUUCAGAUCAGCAAAGGUAAUGUGCUUGUGCAUUGUGAGAAGUAUGGAGAAUGGAUACACUAUGGGUUUUGGGUCUUUCUGUUGUAAGGAUAGGGUCCUGUUUCCUGAGCAAGCCAGAAACAUUGUACCUUAAGUAUUGUGACUGAUGUCUUGGUUGGUCUUAGUGCUGACGAAGCUUAAGUGUGUUUCCAUUGAUUUAUUGAAGUGCAACAAAGCAUUAGUGGACAUGUUCAUCAUCUCAUCAUGCAGGUGAAGCAGGCCGACUGUUCUGAAGUAAAAGAGAAUGGCUGUAAAGUAACCACAGGAAAGAUCACUAUAGGAGUUUCCAUUGUAACUUUAGGAGCCUGUUGGCAAUGCAUGUUUUUGAGUACUAUUAUUUUAUUGUGAUUUGUGUGCACUUUAAUGUAAUUUGUAUCAAGAUGUUGAACUGUAAUAGAUUGCAGAUGGGAAGGUGCCAAUGUGCCUGUUGUGCCACAAAACCGGACAGUGGUUUUCAUGUGAUAACUUUUUAUGAGAGAUUUUGGUGGGGUUAUUUGUUGUGGUUUUGUUACACCGUAGUAUGUGCCUAGAUCUUAUAAAAGUUUACAAGCAUCAGUUUGACUACAUAUAAUGCAAGUUACUUUACGAGAGUUCUCUUACAAAAAUCUUACAAUUUGAAGUGAAACAUUAUUGUGAUAGGCGACCUACACAAAGCCUACUGUAGUUGUGAAUGCCAUUUAUGUCUGUAGUUGUGGCACUUAGCAUCUACAAUAGUUAUCUUUGACACAUUCGCAGCAUAAAUCAUCAUUGUAAUCACUUUUAUUAUUGUCAUCUUUCUAGAGGUAAAGAAUAGAGCUUGUUAUGGAGUUUUGAUCAUUCAUUUGAGCUUAAGUUAAUUUUUUUUUACAUUCCUGAAUAUGUAUAUUUAUGGGUUUAUAUUGCAAUACUUAUUGCAAUAUUUAUAUUCAUUAAAUUUUCAUUAAUAUCAGCAAGAAGUCGAAUGUCAAAUUUUAAAACUCUUUACUAUAUUAUGUAUAAAGAUUUUUACAUUGUAGAGAAGUGAGGAUCCAAGAAUCUUCCAAUAUUGAUAAAUUUGUAUACUUUUUUCUGAUUCUUAUUGUGUUUUGGGAGCAUGUUAUCAUGUGUGUUACAUUUAAAAUGCAAUCAUAGGUGCCAAAUUCUCUGAAACAAUUUUCUUUUGGUAACUAAAUGAUUUGAAGGGAUAUUGCUAAUAAAUAAUUAGAAAAACUAUAGAUUAAUCAGAAUAAAUGAUUUUAUUCUUGACAAACCAGGUCCAUCUUCAAAAAGAUUUUGAGAGGUAACCUACAGUAUAAUAAUUCAUCUUUUUUCUUUAAAUCACUUAUUUUUUUUUUUUAUGUCAUUGUGCACAGUUAAUGCUGUGAUUGACAUCCAUAUGGUAAUUGUCUUCCACUUAUUUUUGUGCUUUUCACUUGCAGGAUGUAUGUAAAAUAUUACCUUACCUAUAUAUUUCUGCUCUUAUUCUUAUUAGAGCAACCAAAUGCCAGAAUUCUGCACAAUUUGAGAGGGUUUUUAUUUUGGUAUCCCUAUAAUACCAACCUCUUGCAAGAGUUCAGCACAUUAUUUUCACAGAGAUGUCUAACAUCCUGGUGCUUGUCUUAUGAAAGGUUCCAAAAUAUUGCUAAGGAUUUUUAUUCAAAGAUGGUUUGUAUAACCUUUAGAUAGGGACAUUGUGUUUUUGAACAGAGGUUUAGGAAAUAAGGUAUGCAUGGAAGAAAUUGGAUUGACACUACCCAAAACCUGUUUAACCCCACUGCAGUGAAGGUAGUGCAAUACUUCAUAUGAAUGUGAAAAUGGGUGAAUAUGUGUGUGUAAAUGUGUUCAUUGUAGCAGAGGAUAUUAAAAAUCAUUCAGCAGCUUUAGCAACAAGCAAUUAGGUUGAAAACAUCAAAACGCUUAAACAUCCUGUGCCCUUUACCCUUAGCCACAGUGUCUGUGUGAUACUAAAAAAUGAAUCCUGGCAUUCAAGUCGGAGUGCCUAAGAAGACUGCUCUGAGUCUCCUACAUGGAAUGCAAGACUAACAAUUUUUAAUGGAGUGAAGUUGCCCCAUCAUAGAGCACCAGGAACACAGUCUCACAGCAGUACAGCAACACGAGCUGGUCUGGUUUGGCCAGGUCACACAACAUGGCAUUUCAAGUCCAUCCUUCAGGGCGCCAUGGAGAAAGGUUGAUGCUGAGAAGGACUAAGAAGGAACUGGAUAGCGAAGGUGAAUGAGUGGCCUGGUAGUUCCAUGCAGGUCCUGCUCACCACAAGACUAACACAAGUGGGAAACCUUUUCGUCUGCUGCAUCUAACUGGGUCACCCAUAACGACUAGUACUGAUAUACCAGCUUAAUUUUUGGUCAGCUAGUACCAGUCAAGGGAUUAAUGACGAUGAGCCUGAUGAGUGGGUGUAGACUGGUCUCUACAAAAAGCCACUAAUGUGGAAAUAAACCCCAAAGAAACGUGGGAAAAAAAACCCCCAAAGUGACAGCAACUUUCAAAAUCCAUUCAAGUAGGGAAACUUUCUAGCUUUUAAGUGAAGCAGCAUCUGCAAGUAUUCUGAAGGCAGUAUUGAAAGAAAGGAACUGUUGUUAUUCUUUCUUUCCACCAUAAAAAUGUAGUCAAUGUAUGAGAUGCACUCCACGUUUUUACUAGUUCUUGAUGUAGAUACAUGUAGGCUGUGGUGUUACAGGACUGUUUUUCACCAUGUUAUAUGUACAAUAUCUGUUCACAGUUCUUCAAGUAUUGUAAUUGUAGAUUUUUUUCUGUGUUGAAUAGGAUCAACUAUUGGGAAAGUUUGUAGAUGAUUGUGUAUGAUCAAACCAUCUUUUCCCAAAGUUAGAUUUAGUGCUUUUAUUUGCUGAUCUGGUGGGUCUAGGAUGCAAUGUUGGUCUUAUGGUGUAUCUAAUUGAUCUUCACUGUUAUUUCCUUCUUAGUUUUAUUUUUUUUAAAUUCUGAAUUUGCCUGUGCAAUCUCCACCGACAUACUGCCCACAGAAUGUUAGCAGACUGUGCAACCUAAAUUUAACGUUUUUUUUUAGUGAUCAUGGAACCACUCAAAUCUUGAAAACGCUAUUUUGAAUUUGCUGCUUAUUUUUCCCCUCAGCUAAUAUAGUCUGAACUCAUCAACAGAUACCUGCUUCAUAACAAUGUACAUGUCUAGUUUUGCUAACAGUUAAUCUGACCUGUUGAGCCAGCUAAUGGUAUAGUUCUAAUCAGUCUACUGCCAUGGCUGCUGCUUGUGAUUGCUGAGCUUUAUAAUCUUUGUAGAGGCUGUGCCGCCUAUUUUGCUAAGUUGGCAAAAGAAAAAAAAUGUAUGAAAAUCAUGUUUAUGGCUUGCCAGUGCUUUCUCUUUUAGCUAAAUUGCAGUGACCACUUUUUGCUGUUAAUUUUAAAAGUGUUGUUUUAUGUACUUUUUCUGCUUUAAAAUCAGUAUUUUUGCGAGAUUUAUGUGAUUGCAUAUUUAAAAAAAAAUUCUUGUGAAUUUUUUUUUUGAAGACAUGCAGUGGUUUAUAUCUUUAGUGAAUAUAUUGUGGUGACAUAUUGUUUCUUUUUCAAAUUUGUCAUUCCAGGUUAGUGUCUUUUGCUCCCCAUGUUGCUUCAAUGCCAUUGUUAACUUAAACUCAGAUGGUACAGGAGUGUAGCUGCCCAAGGGGUUUCAUGUAGUCCAUACACAAUAUAGCAUAGCUGAAAAAUGCAUGAUACUGGCAUGAGGUGGUAUUGAACUUCUGAGACACAGGUUACAUAUGCUAAGAGAAAGGCACUUGCCUUUCGCUAAGAAUUCUUUACAUAAUUUCAAGAUAUACAUCAAGAAAAUUUUCUUCGAGGGGUUUUUUUUUAACAGUUUAAGUGACAAAAGCUGGUAACAGCCAGUCUAGUUAAGUGUUAGCAGUCUUCUUCUUCAUAGCAGGUUUGGUUUAUUCCAGGGCUAUAGGCAUUUUAUCCUUUGCCUUUCCAUUUUCUGUGCAGAGCUAAGUUAUUCUGUAUUAAACUCUUCAUAGAGAAGUUUUUGUAAACAUACUCUCGGCCACUUAGCUUGUCAAAACCUGGGGCUAUCUGCAGAAAGCCCCGUUUUUCAAGCAUGCUGUUUACAGAAUUCACUGCUAUGGAAGGUAGCAAGAGUAAGAGUAACGAAUAUCUACAUGACUGCUUCUGACAUCCAGCAUGGCAAAGUCAGGAGAAUUGUGAAUUGGAAAUCCAUCUUCCCCAGUAUUAACAAUUGAAAAGGACUUGGAAGUGAUUUAGUGUCAGUCAUCCCUGUAAGAUGCUUAAGUGCAACGUUGAUGCUUAUACUUUUUGAGAGAUAAAAAAAGUACUGCUCAAAACUCGAGUUUCCAGUGGUUAUCCAAGUUUCAUCCUUUAUUCUGCUUUAUUAUUUUCUUUUGGAGCUAAGAUGGUGGAUAGGGCUGAAUAUUAAUUUUGAAGUUUGGUACAUGUAUUUUUUCCUUGGUUACUCUGUCAUCUGAAAUUUAAUCAAGCUUUUUUGUUUGUAUAUCUAAAACAAAACCUGUGAUAUGCCUUUAAAUGCAUGUCUUCAGCUGAGCACAGUUCAAUUCAGGAGAAGGCAACUGCACUUUAACUGUUUUACUGGUAGUUUAAAAGCCUUGAGAUCAGGUAACACGACAGGAUUAUGAUUUUAUUCAUUAUUCACGCAUCUUUAUCUUCAGAUGCAUAAAGACUUGCAUUCUUCUUCUGCCAGUUCUGGUCAUAAAAGACUGUCAUUUCAUCUGGAUUAGAGGGAGCAUUGAUUAUUGUAAACAGGCUGGCACACUUUUUUUGUGGAGAAUCAGGCUGGAAUUAAAGGUUUUAGAUGAUUUUUCUCCCUGUGUCUUAUUGUAUGUUUUUAUGAAAAACUUGGAGAAAAAUGAGAUUAAUGCAACGAAAACCAUUUGACUUAAAUAAAGGUACACAAAAUGU